AUAAAAUCAACAAAUCAAAAAAGAAAAGAAAUUCAAUUUUCCAUGCCAUAGGUGAGAAGAAACUUUGAUUCUUUGAACCGUCCGUGUUUUUAGUUCAUCGGGAGAAGGAAGCUUCAGAAAUUUGAGGCGUUUUUUUGCUUCCAAUUCCAAGGAUUUUGAGCGGACCCUCAUAGUUCUUUGUUUGCUCGCGAAGAAACCGGGAAAUUUCCACGCUGUUGCUCGUCUUUGACUACUGGUGGCUGGGAUCAUCUUUAUUUUCAUGUGCAUCGGUUCCCUUCAAUACAAAAAAGGUCUUUCUCGCUCCCAAAUUUUUGUUAAUUCGUUUUCAACUUUGAAGACCUUGCUUCUUGCGUCGAUCUUCCAUCUUACACAGAAUCGAAUGGCCGCUGGUGCGGCUCGUAAACGAGUGGGGCAAUUGGUAGCCAAUUCAGCUUUUCGAAGUUUGGGAGCUUCGAAGGUGUCUUCGUUCGAAAGCGCAAUCUCCGACCAUUCUGCAAAUAAUUUAUCGGCAUUCAUCUCUUUGAUUUCUCGGUACAGACACUGUGAAUUUAGGCAGAUCUCUCACCUUUCAAAAUCCAACGGAAAGCGUUUAUUUCUAGUCGACACGUUAGCCCUAGUUAGGAAAUUGGAGGGUCAAGGGGUGCCCUCAAAUCAAGCUGAAGCAAUAACAGAUGCCAUUACCGAAGUGUUAAAUGAUAGCUUGGAAAAUGUAUCUCAUUCAUUUGUUUCAAAGGGGGAGAUGCAGAAAAUUGAAAUGAUCCAGGAGGCCAAUUUGUCGAAAUUCAAAUCUGAAGUUCAAAGCUCACAGGGGCACCAUUUUUCGUUAUUGGGACACGAGACCGAAAAACUCCGAAAUGAUAUUGAUAAGAUGCGCAAUGAGUUGAGGUAUGAAAUUGACAAAGUCACAGCUGGACAGCGAUUGGAUUUGAAUCUUGAGAGAGGGAGGAUACGGGAUGAGCUAGCUAAUCAGAAUGCUGAAACAAACAACCUAACUAAUAAACUUGAUCGGGAAAUUCAUGCUCUGAGGGCACAAGUGGAAGCUGCGAAAUACGAUGUAAUAAAAUACUGCAUCGGUACCCUUGUUUCCAUAUCUGCUGUGGGUCUGGCUGUGAUCCGCAUAUUGAUGUGAACAGUAUAAGGUGAUGCUCAUAAAGUUCUUAUAGGGAUUUAUCAGGACCAUUUUUUUCUUAGAAUUCCUUCAACAACAUGACAUUAUUUCUAUUUUUUCUUUCUUUCUUUCUUUAAGCUUCUUCCAGAGAAUUUCCAUGUAUUAUUGUUUUCACAUGGAAAUAGAUGUGGAUGUAGGACAUGUCAAUUACCACUCUGUCGAUAAUAAACAUUCUUUCGAUUUCGAUGUCAA
Cucurbita pepo subsp. pepo (vegetable marrow) is the source of this 1360-nucleotide messenger RNA. Its product is annotated as protein FMP32, mitochondrial. The record is from RefSeq and is a predicted model, not a curated record. Gene Ontology annotation, cellular component: mitochondrion. NCBI's taxonomy places the organism in Eukaryota, Viridiplantae, Streptophyta, Magnoliopsida, Cucurbitales, Cucurbitaceae.